UUGAAAAAAAAGAGCUUUGAUCUUUGCUUUGCUUCUGUUUUGUGACAAUGGAGAACCACAAAUGCAAGCUCUGUGCUCGAACGUUCUCUAGUGGUAGAGCUUUGGGAGGUCACAUGAAAGGUCACUUAGCCAACCAUCCACUGCCCCCAAAGACGACGACCCAUCACCAACUCGGUGACCGUACUGACUCAUCUUCUUCAUCAUCUUCUUCAUCUGGUGAAGAGCAAGAACUAGGAGAAGAGAAAAGCAGAGAAGUAGUUGAAGAGAAAUCUUUGGUUUACGGGCUAAGAGAGAAUCCCAAGAAGAGUUUCAGGUUUGCAGAUCCUGAAUUCUCUUUUGUAGUAGAUUCUGGGUCCGUUGUCCAAGAUAGAGAAAGCGAGACAGAGUCAAGAAACCUAACUCGGCGACGAUCCAAGAGAAAUCGGAAGGUGGGUACUAAUACAACAACAGACGAAAUCAAGAAACCAAAGUUGUUGAGGAAACCCAGUUUGGUCGAGUCACCGACAGAGCCAGAACCUGUGAGUUCAGUUUCGGAUACUUCACCUGAAGAAAAUGUUGCUAUGUGUCUUAUGAUGCUAUCAAGAGAUGUUUGGAAAAGCAACAUUGCGGAACAAAAAUCAGUUGAGUUGUUGGAAGAAUCAGAAGAGAUCGAGUUGAAUAACGAGAGUCAUGAGUUAAGCAAGAAGAAGAUUCGUGGGAAAUAUCGAUGUGGGAAAUGUAAGAAAGCAUUCGGAUCUUAUGGCACAUUGGAUGAACAUAAAAGGGUUUGCUCUGAAACUAAAAAUGCAGGUAAAGUUGCUGCUGCUGUUGCUAAAGACAGCAAGAUAUUUGAGUGCCCAUUUUGUUACAGAGUGUUCGGCUCAGGACAAGCACUUGGUGGUCACAAGAGAUCUCAUUUGCUUGCUGCAGCUUCUUCAUCAAAUGCUGUUGCUGCAAAUUCUACUAAAUUUAAUAACAAUUUGAUAGAUCUAAACUUGCCUGCUCCAUUGGAAGACGAUGAGUUUAGUGUGGUAUCAGAUGCAUAACUUGAAUGAUGGGGCUAUCGAGCAGUUAUGAGAAUUCACGUGGAUCUGAUGCUAUACAUUCAAUGUUUUUACGCAUUGUUUUAAACUUGGUUUAUUUUUUACUGUAGUUGCUCAUAUUUCUUCAUUCAUAGAUGAAUCAUGAAUGUUUUUGUAGCUUUUUUUUUCCUUAAAUUCUUUC
Messenger RNA from Durio zibethinus, 1203 nucleotides. Its product is annotated as zinc finger protein ZAT9-like. Gene Ontology annotation, biological process: regulation of DNA-templated transcription. The record is from RefSeq and is a predicted model, not a curated record. Lineage: Eukaryota; Viridiplantae; Streptophyta; Magnoliopsida; Malvales; Malvaceae.